AUGCCGCUUUAUCUCUUUCAGCGACAUGCCAAACUUGUAGGGCAAACCGGUGGGAUUGAAGGUUCGAUCCGUUUGUUGUUCAAGGCUCGAGAGAUGCAGCGUGAGAAGAAAGCCAGCGAACAAGCCGAAGCAGAGCGGCUCGCCAAGCUCGCGAAAUGUCCCGAAUCCGCUGGUUGGUUGGGGUAUCUGGAGACCAAGAAAGCUCCACCGCCACCUCCUGUCGAUGCAUCAGGGCAGGCCACUUCUCUCGAGGCUUUAGCUAAUGUGGACUUCACACCCACGGAGAUCGGACAACAAGCACUGUGGGCGCUUGACUUGCUCGCAUCUCUGGACUAUAACGUAUCCAUGAUGAAGCUGCACAGACUGAAAUACUUGUUGGAAGAGAUACGUCUUGAUCCUGCUGGCAAAGAGCUUGGAGCUGCACUGAUCCUGACUCGAAGAUUGAGACUCAUCCGCUGGGAUCAAGUUGGUGCACCUUCGCCUGAGAAAACUAAGCACAAAAAGCACUCAUAA
Phytophthora nicotianae INRA-310 is the source of this 513-nucleotide messenger RNA. RefSeq lists its product as hypothetical. Bases 1 to 513 code for a protein of 170 amino acids. Lineage: Eukaryota; Oomycota; Peronosporomycetes; Peronosporales; Peronosporaceae. The record is from RefSeq and is a predicted model, not a curated record. The transcript is spliced from 2 exons.